AGGGCUGGAGCACUUGAGCCGAGGUGUGGAUGCGGACUUAACAAUCCACUUGGUUCGUUGCCUUUUUCAACUCUUAAUUUUUCUUUCUUCUUUUUUAAAGAUGAAUGAUUUUGGAAUCAAGAACAUGGACCAGGUGGCCCCUGUGGCCAGCAGCUACAGAGGGACACUCAAGCGCCAGGCCGCCUUUGACACCUUUGAUGGGUCCCUGCUCGCGGUUUUCCCCUCCCUAAAUGAAGAGCAAACACUGCAGGAAGUGCCAACGGGCUUGGAUUCGAUUUCUCAUGACUCGACCAACUGCGAGUUGCCGCUGCUAACCCCAUGCAGCAAAGCUGUGAUGAGUCAAGCCUUAAAAGCCACCUUCAGUGGCUUCAAAAAGGAGCAACGCCGGCUGGGGAUCCCGAAGAAUCCCUGGCUGUGGACCGAGCAGCAGGUGUGUCAGUGGCUUCUCUGGGCCACCAACGAGUUCAGUCUGGUGGACGUGAACCUGCAGAGGUUUGGCAUGACGGGACAGGUGCUGUGUAACCUUGGCAAGGAGCGCUUUCUGGAGCUGGCGCCCGACUUUGUGGGCGAUAUUCUCUGGGAGCAUCUGGAGCAGAUGAUCAAAGAAAACCAAGAAAAGACCGAAGAUCAGUAUGAAGAAAAUUCGCACCUCAACUCAGUUCCUCAUUGGAUUAAUAGCAAUUCGUUAGGUCAGUGCAAUGAAUUCUGCGCUUAAGAGCUUGGUCCUAAGACUUCCUCUUGUCCAUCAUCCUCGGUGCCCGGCACACUCGGGCCAGAGCAGGACUUCCAGAUGUUCCCCAAGGCCCGAAUCAGCACCGUCAGCGUCAACUACUGCUCCGUCAGCCAGGACUUCCCAGCCGGCAGCCUAAACCUGCUCUCCAGCGCUUCUGGGAAACCCAGGGACCACGAGUCGGCGGAGACGGGUGGCGACAGCUUCGAGAGCUCGGAGUCGCUGCUGCAGUCCUGGAACAGCCAGUCGUCUCUGCUGGAUGUGCAGCGGGUUCCCUCCUUUGAGAGCUUCGAGGACGACUGCAGCCAGUCCCUGGGCCUCAGCAAGCCGACCAUGUCCUUCAAGGACUAUAUCCAGGACCGGAGUGACCCGGUGGAGCAGGGCAAACCAGUUAUACCCGCGGCCGUGCUGGCCGGCUUCACAGGAAGCGGGCCUAUCCAGCUGUGGCAGUUUCUUCUAGAAUUGCUCUCCGACAAGUCCUGCCAGUCAUUCAUCAGCUGGACGGGCGACGGGUGGGAGUUUAAGCUCGCCGACCCCGACGAGGUGGCCCGCCGGUGGGGAAAGAGGAAAAACAAGCCCAAGAUGAACUACGAGAAGCUCAGCCGGGGUUUGCGCUAUUACUACGACAAGAAUAUCAUCCACAAGACGUCGGGGAAGCGCUACGUGUACCGCUUCGUGUGCGACCUGCAGAACUUGCUGGGCUUCACGCCCGAGGAACUGCACGCCAUCCUGGGCGUCCAGCCGGACACGGAAGACUGAGCCCGCCCGGGCCGGGAGCGGGGCCGUCGAGACCCGUCCCAGGACCCUGAAAGGCCGGACCGGCGCAUCCGGCACGUCUCUCGGAAGCAGUGGCCUUACUCCAUCGGACACCAUGGUUCUUCACCGAAGGCAGCACGGUUUCUCACUUCUGAAAGCCUGCUGCCGGGAACCCGCCACUUAAUGAUGCUGUUCCAUUCGGAUGGCCCAGGAAGAAGCUUGGGACCCCCGUCCUAGCCCUGAGCGGGCUGUGUGGUGACAGGAUCGUUCAGGCUGUUGGGUCUUCUCAAAGGAGCGAGCGUGUCACGGACGCACACUUCUUGGAUUUUUUCUUUUGCCUUUUUGCAGCCAGGAAUCACACAAGAGCUCUCUUUGGUUCUGAGGGGGAGCAGGGGGCAAAGACACAUGAUGUUUCAGAAGUUAGUUUGUAUAUAUAUGACUGUAACCUUGUAAUUGUUAUCAGAGUCCCCUAACAGACCUAUUUAACAGAAAUUGUAUAUUGUAAUUUAAAAUAAUUAUAUAACUGUAUGUGAAAAUAGGAAUGCAGGUGGCAUUUUGCUACGUUCGCUGGUUUUCAGGAGCACUGACUAGCGUCCUUUUGCAAACAUUUAAUCUGCCGGAGCAGAUUAAGAGAAGUUGUAAAGUGUGUAUUAUUUACAUUUAAUAUGCCUACAGGAAUAAGGUCUAAGAAGGUUCAUUCCUGUUUUUUGUUUUGUUUUGCCUGGGUUAUUAUCUAUGGCAAGGACAUGUACAUUUGGGAAUUUUUAUAAGAAACUUAAUGUUAUUAUCUGGGGCCUCUCCUGGCCUCUCUGCUUCUCCUUUAAUUGUAAUGUAAAAGCUAUAAAGCAGUAUUUUUCUUGACAGAUGGCAUAUGUUUUCCAUUUCUAUGCAUGCCUUGAAAGUUUAUAUACAAAACUUACUUUAUUUUUUAGUUCAACUGUGUUUCCCCCAGCGACUCACCUCCCCUGACCAGGCAUUUCCUUCCCGAGCCCUACCCCCAUUCCCCAAAUUAUGCUGUAUGAUUAAAAUAGGAAUACUAUUUUUGGAAAUAUGUGACUCCUUUUCAGAGAUCAGGAGGGAUUUAUGUAGCAGCUAUUUUUACUGCAAAAGUAAUUCACUGGACAAAAAUAAUGUAAUUUGUAAGAAAGUUUUAUUUUUACUGCAGCGCCUAACGUACAGAGCUGAAGGUGCAGGGGGAGGAGAGGCUUACUUAAUGAACCUCUCGGACAUGAGUGGAGCCCGAUUUUGUCCCAUCUUGUUUACCUGUGGAGUCUCAGGUUUUCUGGACACCAAGCUGCUCCUUUCUGUUGGGUGUCCACAGUUUUUAUUUUCUUGCACACAGAAAGCCCAGAGGCAAAGAGGGUCAGCAAGAUGGGAAAGAGAAGGCGUUGGGGUCGGUCGUUCAUGUGAAGAAAACGUCUUCAUUGUGAUGGAGACUUUUGUAGUCCUUUCGAAGGAACCCCUGGUUCAGCCUGUGUUCCUGGCUUUUGUAAACGAUCAAGUUGGUUUCCAAGUCAGACAGUCUUCACUAGCAUCGUAGGGGGACCAGUGGUGAGGUCUUUGAAGACAAAUCCUCCAUGUGAUGAGAUGGGGGGAAUUGGGUGGUAGGGUGAGCAGAGGAGAGCCGGAAGGGGGACCAUUGAAUCUUGUACCCACACAAGACCGUCUGCAGUACCGCUGAGCACGGGAUGUUCUUCUCAAGCAAGACCUGUUUAUCUGCCGGACAGCUGUUUAUAACAUCAACAGACAAGCGGCUGGGAACAUCUUGCCGCUGAAAAAAAUCGGCCAUCCGCUCACUCGUUUUAUAUGGGCUUUGACCGCAUGAAUUUGCCAGUGUUUGUCUGUUUUUAUCCACAGAGUUGGCAGUUUUACAUGGCUCGACCCAAGAGUCAUGGAAAAUCAAACCCAUGGUAAACCUUUGGCAUGAUAAUAAACAGGACUUAUCUAUCAAAAGUUUUGUAAUCUGGCCUUUUCUUUCUCAAAUAAUAAAGUAUUUUGUUUACAUCAA
Molecule: messenger RNA, 3494 nt
Organism: Odocoileus virginianus texanus
Lineage: Eukaryota; Metazoa; Chordata; Mammalia; Artiodactyla; Cervidae
Source: RefSeq, a predicted model, not a curated record